UCCAAAACUCGGCGAAUUCAUCGGCAAAUCUAAAAGGUUCCUUGGAAAUGAAUUAUUUCAUAGCAACCUAUUGUGUGUUUGGCUCACUACCAUUGCUCCAGCAGAUCUGCGUAUUGAUAUUGCAGGCAACACACAUUUUCGUCAACGCGGUUGCUCAUUGCGCCAACGAUGGAUUAUUCUUCAGCUUAACGAUGCAUCUCUGUGGUCAGUUCGAGAUUCUCAAGAUGAAUUUUACCAAGUUCGAGCUGCAGGAAUUUGGCUACCACAAAAAGCUUCAAUUUCUCGUGAAACGACACUGUCAGCUCCUGAUGCUGGCCAAUGAUCUCGAGCAAACCUUCAAUAUGAUCAUUCUUGUGCAGCUAUUGAUGAGCGCUUUAUUAAUUUGCAUCGAAGGUAAAAAUAUGAAAUUGUUACUUCCUCUUUACCUAUUUUCUUCAUUUUCUCUAACUAAGAGUUUUGUGUUCCUGGUCAGUCUGGCCACGAAAGACAACAUCGGUGCAAUGAAAAGCGUCAUUCUGAUGGUGACGUUACUCAUACAGCUGUACCUUUACGCCUAUGCAGGCGACGUUCUCGAGUCUCGAUCCAACGAGAUCGCACAUGGUGUCUACGAUUCGCCUUGGUAUCAAUCUCGAGGACACGUAGCAAGGGAUUUGAUGAUGAUAAUCAACUGCGGCCAAAGAUCGUACCACGUGACAGCUGGGAAAUUCCUCUCGAUGAACAUAUUCACAUUCAAAGAAAUUCUGAGGACAUCAGCUUCCUAUUUGUCCGUUCUGAAAGUAAUGAUGAACACGUGAAAACCGUUUGAUCGCGAGUGCUAUGUAUUUCUUUCGCGACCCUCGAUACAUCUCUCGCGUAACAAAAGCAAUAUUACUGUUAUACGACGAGGAAGAGCAACGAAAUAUUCUUUUACGUAAGACUCAAACCUUCACAAACAUACCUAUGCACGAAGCAUGCUAUAAUCUAUUAAUCAUGAGUAUACAAUGGUUUGGAUUAGUGUAUGUGAAUAAAUAAGAAUUUUUCCAGAGUGCAA
Molecule: messenger RNA, 1030 nt
Organism: Bombus pascuorum
Lineage: Eukaryota; Metazoa; Arthropoda; Insecta; Hymenoptera; Apidae
Product: odorant receptor 47a-like
Exons: 3
Coding region: 48-794 (248 amino acids)
Biological process (GO): detection of chemical stimulus involved in sensory perception of smell; sensory perception of smell
Cellular component (GO): plasma membrane
Molecular function (GO): olfactory receptor activity; odorant binding
Source: RefSeq, a predicted model, not a curated record